CGUGACCCAACCCGUCUUUAAAAAUUCUGGAACUUGGAAAGUACAGAUACACUGGGGGGGAAAAAAUAGCUAUAGGGACAUUGACCCUUUCCAUCUCUCUUCAACAGUUGCAGGUCCAUAUCUGAAGAUGUCUGACACAGAGGAAGUGAUUGAGGAGUAUGAGGAGCAGGAAGAGGAAGAAGCAAUUGAAAACGAAGAAGAAGAGGAGCUGAUGAAGGAGCAGGAAGAAGAGCCGGAGGGUGAAACAGCUGAAGCAGAGGAAGAAGAGGAGACAGUAGAAGAGAAAGAGGUUCAGGAAAAAAGCAAGGAAGAUGCUGGAGAGGAACAGGGUGAAGGAGGAGAAGAAGAGGCCAAGCCCAAACCAAACAGGCUCUUUAUGCCCAACCUCGUGCCUCUCAAAAUCCCUGAUGGAGAGAAAGUUGACUUUGAUGAUAUCCACCGGAAGCGGAUGGAGAAGGACCUGAACGAGCUGCAGACCCUGAUCGUUGCGCACUUCGAGAACCGCAAGAAGGAGGAGGAGGAACUCAUGAGCCUGAAGGAUAGAAUGGAGCAACGUCGGUCAGAGAGAGCCGAGCAAUUGAGAAUCCGGACUGAGAGGGAGAAGGAACGCCAGAACAGGUUUGCUGAGGAGAAAGCGAGGAGGGAGGAAGAGGAGGAUUUGAAGAGAGCCACCGAAGACGCCAAAAAGAAGAAGGUUCUGUCCAGCGUGCACUUCGGAGGGUACCUGCAGAAGACAGAGAGGAGGACUGGAAAGAAACAGACUGAGAGAGAAAAGAAGAAGAAGAUCCUGAGCGACCGACGUAAGUCGCUGGACAUCGAUCAUCUGAAUGAGGAGAAACUGAAAGAGAAGGCUGACGAGCUCCACCGAUGGAUUUUUGACCUGGAGGCCGAGAAGUUUGACUUGCUUGACAAGUUCAAGAAACAAAGAUAUGAGAUUAAUGUUCUGAGAAAUCGAGUUAGUGACCACCAGAAAAUCACGAAAGGUGUCCCUAGAGGGAAAGGCAAGGUUGCCGGUCGCUGGAAGUAGAUGCAAGGCCCCUCCAGCUGGGAGAGCCACAAGCCUGCCUUUAAAAUGAGACCACUCCAGUCUCCUUCACUGUGUUAGCUCUAACUCUAGCAGCCUGCAAUUAACACUGUAAUUAACUGACUAGUGUGUCUCAUACCAUUGUAUUACUACUGUUUAGGAUGUCAAAAUAUGAAAAGUUAACACAUGAGGUACCGAUCCACCAUUGUAGCAGCCAUUUACGAGUCUCAGGGAAGAAGCGUCAAUGGUGUGGCAUUGCCACUGUAUUUCUGUUGAAGAGUGUUUGGUAAGUGCAUGGAAUGCUUUAUGGAACUUUAGAAUACUGGUUUUGAUUUGUUCUGAAGAAGCCAUUAAUAGCUGAAUUCAAGCUGCAUGAGUUGAAUUGAGGGCUCGUAAACCCAGCUGGUCUGCAGUGAGAUGUGGCUUGUUGUGCUGCAUCGUUCGAAUACCUUACCAAUGCUUUCAUAGCUUUGCCCUCCCGGUUACCAUCAUGCUUUGGGGGCACACAUCAUGAUUAAGGCUGUAUUUAUCUCAGAUUUCAUGAUUUCCGUGCAAUGUACCCUUUGUCGUGUAAUAUGUAGUUCCCUGUGAAAAGUCCCAUUUCUGAAAGAAUAGUAUAAAUGUACAUUGCUUCAAAAUAAAUAAAGCAAACCUUUGCCUUAUUGACUCACUAUCAAUUUAUGAAUUUAUGAUUCAAUGAACUACAUAGAGGAGAGCGGCAUGAUUUCUUUAAAAUGUCUUCAACUGAGAAGACACUGAGCUGCAUCAAAUAUGGGAAAUCUUUCUGCUAAAGAUCGCUCUGCCCAGUACAAGAAGAGGACAUUUCACAUGUCUGUUUUUAUUAGUACAUUUUGUUUGUUUGAUAAUUCAGUGAUGGUGAAAAUUGAAUGUUUUUAUCAGGUGAACAUAAAAAAACGAAAUAUUCUACAAUUUAGCAUUUACUGUUUUUCAAGUAAGCUUUGACAUGUUUAAGAAUAUUUGCUGUAUAAUAACUCAGGAGAAUAUGAUUCAUUUGGAAAGUGACAACGCAACAUAUAUAUGCUUCAAUACAUUGUAUGUUUAAUCAUGAAAUAGCUUAAAAUACCUAUUUCUAGACCGUGAAAUGCAAUGAAACAUAUACCAUGAAAAAAAUACAGCCCUAAUCCUCAACUUCACUUUGUACGCCUUUGGUAAUAGACCCAGGGAAAAAAUGAAUUACACAGCGCCGUGCCAGCAUUCUCACAGCUCCAAGUUCCUUAAAGGAAUUAGAGGUGGUAAUAUUUGAGGAAUGGGCAUCUCUCUGUCGAACAAUAGAAACGCUCACUGGCUGAGUUUCAAGUGUUGCGUCCAUUGCGUGUGAUGUGCUGAAAAGCUGGCUUUCCUAUAACUUUUCUCACACACCGCCCAGUUAUUCACACCCCAAUCACAAUGCUGUCUAUACCAACCUUGUUUCAAUAAACAAUUUGAAGAUGACAUAUGUAAAACCAGAAAACGCCUUUCCAGUCGAUGUGAAUCACAUGUCAACUGACUGCGGCUAAGUUAUAUAACGUCAAAUGUCUGCAUGAGAGGGAAUGUCUAAAUAAAUCUGUUUGCAAGUGAA
Messenger RNA from Polyodon spathula (Mississippi paddlefish), 2603 nucleotides. RefSeq names its product troponin T, cardiac muscle-like. Gene Ontology annotation, cellular component: troponin complex. Gene Ontology annotation, molecular function: tropomyosin binding; troponin C binding; troponin I binding. The transcript is spliced from 16 exons. Gene Ontology annotation, biological process: regulation of muscle contraction; sarcomere organization; cardiac muscle contraction. NCBI's taxonomy places the organism in Eukaryota, Metazoa, Chordata, Actinopteri, Acipenseriformes, Polyodontidae. Bases 128 to 1027 code for a protein of 299 amino acids. The record is from RefSeq and is a predicted model, not a curated record.